AUGGCUUCUACAAAGCUACCGUCUCUACUUCGCGCCUCCACACGCGCCCUGAGACGCAACCGCAUCCCCGCACUCACCCCAUGUUUCCGCUCAGUGUCAACGAAACACCCCACAGGCUUCGUCCCCCCAUCCGACGAUGACCUGCUGGAGCUUAGAGAGCGCGUGCAGGAUUUUACAAGGCGUGAGAUCUCAGCCGAGGUUGCUCAGCGGACAGAUGAGCUGAACGAGUUCCCUGCGGAUAUGUGGCAGAAAAUGGGCGAUGCCGGUUUCCUCGGCGUUACAGCAAACGAGGAGUACGGCGGUUUAGGCAUGGGCUACCAAGCGCACUGUGUGGUGAUGGAAGAGAUCAGUCGCGCAUCAGGAAGCAUUGGCCUCUCCUAUGCGGCUCACUCCCAGCUUUGCGUGAACCAGCUCUCGCUCAAUGGCUCGACCGAACAAAAAGAGCGCAUUCUGCCUGGUUUACUAUCAGGCGAGAAGGUUGGUGCUCUAGCAAUGUCAGAGCAUUCAGCUGGCUCCGACGUUGUUAGCAUGAAGACUACCGCCAAAGAGGUUGGCGGAGGAUGGCUAUUAAACGGAACUAAGAUGUGGAUUACCAACGGCCCGGACGCAGACUAUAUCGUCGUUUAUGCCAAAACAGAGCCCGAGCUAGGCUCCAAGGGAAUCACGGCGUUCAUAGUUGAGAAGUCAUUCAAGGGCUUCUCAUGUGCACGCAAGCUAGACAAGCUUGGUAUGCGCGGUUCGAACACGGGCGAACUCAUCUUCGAGGACGUUUUCGUCCCCAAAGAAAAUCUUCUCGGGGAGGUGAACCGUGGAGUUCGUGUCCUGAUGGAAGGGUUAGACCUGGAGCGACUCGUCCUCAGUGCAGGUCCACUAGGAAUCAUGCAAGCCGCACUCGACUUGGUUCUUCCUUACACCCACGUCCGCAAGCAGUUCGGCACGCCCAUUGCCCAUAAUCAAUUGAUCCAGGGCAAGCUUGCAGACAUGUAUACUAAAUUGGCUGCCUCGCGCGCCUACACAUAUGCCACCGCACGCCAGGUGGACAACUCCGCCGUGACACCCGGGGAGAUGAGCGUUCGCACCCAUGACUGUGCCGGUGCAAUUCUUUACUCUGCCGAGCGUGCGACGGAAUGUACCCUCGACGCUAUCCAGCUGAUGGGUGGAAGCGGAUACAUCAACGAAAUCCCCGCUGGUCGACUGCUGCGCGAUGCAAAGCUCUAUGAAAUUGGAGCUGGUACUAGCGAAAUCCGUAGGAUGGUUAUUGGUCGCGCCUUUAACAAAGAGUACGCUUAG
This is a messenger RNA of Penicillium brevicompactum, 1290 nucleotides long. Its product is annotated as isovaleryl-CoA dehydrogenase. The transcript has 5 exons. Bases 1 to 1290 code for a protein of 429 amino acids. NCBI's taxonomy places the organism in Eukaryota, Fungi, Ascomycota, Eurotiomycetes, Eurotiales, Aspergillaceae. The record is from RefSeq and is a predicted model, not a curated record. Gene Ontology annotation, biological process: L-leucine catabolic process. Gene Ontology annotation, molecular function: 3-methylbutanoyl-CoA dehydrogenase activity; flavin adenine dinucleotide binding.